Messenger RNA from Pteropus alecto (black flying fox), 956 nucleotides. It is a transcript of the gene CCDC59, whose product is annotated as coiled-coil domain containing 59. Lineage: Eukaryota; Metazoa; Chordata; Mammalia; Chiroptera; Pteropodidae. The record is from RefSeq and is a predicted model, not a curated record. The coding region runs from base 64 to 849 and encodes 261 amino acids. The transcript has 4 exons. Gene Ontology annotation, cellular component: nucleus.
CACAGGCCGGAUAAGUAGAGCUCUGAUCCGCACUCUAGUUGGGUGAUUGACUCCUUCGGCCUGAUGACGUAUUUUGACAGCGUCCGUUGUGGUUUUCGGGCGACGUGGUUGGUGUGCUUGUCUCCAGUUAGACCAGCAGCGAGGUGGCGGCCAGGGAGUUUGGGGAUGCCUGGCGAAGGAAUUUCUCCGGCGGCAUUCAAGAAUAAGAAUGUGAAACAUAGAACGUGGCGACCUAACCAUUUGCAGACCUUCCAGGGGAGCGUCCGCGAGGGACAAGGCUUUGCUUUUCGGAGGAAAUUGAAGAUUCAACAACAUUACAAGAAAUUGCUAUGGAAGGAAAAGAAGGGUCAAACAUCACAGGAAUCCCAAUUCAGAGAUCGCUACCCUGAUCAUCUGAAACAUCUCUAUUUAGCUGAAGAGGAAAGACUCAGGAAACAACUUGGAAAACUUGACCAGCCUUUGUCAGAAAAACAAGUUAAUCAGGCAUUGCCAGAAAAAGAAUGUAACAUUGAUCAGGCUUUGUCUGAAGAAAAUUGUGGCAUUGACCAGUCUCAGCCAGAAGAACAAUAUAAAGAAGAAAGGGUAAACUCCAUUACUAUUCCAAAGAAAAAUAAAAAGAAAACAUCAAAUCAAAAAGCACAAGAAGAAUAUGAACAGGUACAAGCUAAGCGUGCUGCGAAGAAACAAGAAUUUGAGAGGAGAAAACAAGAGAGAGAAGAAGCUCAAAGACUCUACAAAAAGAAGAAAAUGGAAGUGUUUAAAAUAUUGAGCAAAAAGACUAAGAAAGGCCAGCCAAACUUGAAUUUACAAAUGGAAUAUCUUCUUAAAAAAAUACAAGAAAAAAGUUAAAUCAGACAUUUUGUCCUUAAUCAAGGGUUAGAACAUCUGUUGUCUGUUGAAUUCUUUUAUAUAUGUAAUGUACUUCUAACAUUAAUUAAAUUUGUCAACAUAAAAUA